AUGUCUGCAACUUCUUCGACUAUUAGUGAACGAGACCUAAAUUCUAAACUUACUGAAAUAUUCACUAAAAUUGGGCAACUUGGAAAUGCACAACAAGGCAUCCAAGAACUUUAUGACUUAUUAAUAGAACAUCCGGAAUGUGACGUCAAAGUUAAUGCAUUUCUCGCUUCCGCUGGAACUUUCUUUCAAAAAUAUAUUCGAAAAGCGCUAGCUGACCUUACUACUCAAGAAAUGCAAAAAUGCGGAAUGUUGCCUAAAGAAUCUUUAACUCCUUUAACUCCUUUAACUCCCGUAUCUACGGCGAAAGACACUCCUUUACAAAAACUACCAACCACCCCAAAAAACAAACCUCCGCACAAAUUUUCUACAAACCGUUGCUCUAAUAGUAUUGCGAUAAAUGCUAGUUCGGCGAAAGACUUUUCUAUUAAAAAUGAUUUUCAUGAAGUAAAAUCGGGUUUCCCUAUAACCCCUAUAACCCCAAGGACAAAUAAAGUAUCACAAGAAACUUUUGAUCAAACUCGAUUACGUCUUCAUGCCAUAUUUCAAUAUGAAAAGUACAAGACCGGCCAAAAACGAUCAAGUCUACCAAAUUUAAAACAAUUCGAAUGUGAUAAUGAACGAUUAGAAUAUGUUAAAAGUAUUAUACGAUCACGGCCAAGAGCUCGUCGUUCUACUUGGAAUGAUAUCAACACCCCGCUUACUACUAAACUUACUGAUGUAUCUAUUCAUGCUAAUUAA
Messenger RNA from Racocetra persica, 738 nucleotides. NCBI's taxonomy places the organism in Eukaryota, Fungi, Glomeromycota, Glomeromycetes, Diversisporales, Gigasporaceae. The record is from the annotation of a GenBank genome assembly.